AUGGCUGACACUCAGAACAGAUAUUUCGAAACUGAACUACAACAGCUUGAAUGUCACUUCACCUGGGCCCUGAGUAAAGAUGAUACGGAUCUUACAGACGUCUUAAAUAGACUGGAAGAACAGAUAGAAUUGGACCUGGGAAAGAAGGCAGGUGUUGCACGUUCCUAUAGCCUUAUUGCCUUUGUGAAGUAUCUGCUUGGGUCCUCUCAGGAAGCACUCACCUACUUGCAGAAGUCUGUGGAGCUAACAAAAGAAUGUCAAGGGGAGGACAGUGAGAGGAAUCUUAUUGUCACCUAUGGAGACCUUGCCUGGUUACAUUAUCAUACAGGAGAUUACACACAGUGUGAAAGUUAUCUCGGGAAACUUAAAGACAUCAGAGAAAGAUGUCCAACUAAGUCCACCUCCGACCUUCAUCCUGAAGUGUUAGGAGAGAAAGGCUGGACUUUUUUCAAGUUUUCUCGAAAGUACUAUGACAAAGCCAAGGAGUGCUUUAAGAAGGCCCUGGAACAAGAACCAGAUGAAAGUGAGUGGAACGCUGGCUAUGCCAUAGUUUUGUUCCGCACAGAGAAAGAGAAUUCAAGCCCAGAGGAAUCGCCCACUAUUCAACAACUAAGACGUGCCAUUGAGACAAACCAAGAUGAUGCUGUACUCAAGGUCCUUUUAGCUCUGAAACUGAGUGUGUACAAAAAGUUUAAGGAAGCUGAUGACUUGGUGGAAAAGGCUUUAGAGAUGUCUCCUGACAGCCCACAUGUUAUUCGAUAUGUUGGGAAAUACUUCCGGAAUCAGGGGUCUCUGGACAGGUCCACCGCCCUGCUAAAGAGAGCACUGGACCGUACCCCAAACUCAGCCUUUAUACAUCAUCAGUUAGCUCUCUGCUACAAGAAGAAGAAAAACAAUUUAUACUCUACAGGAAGCCACCACAGCAAAGGAGCUGAGAUACGGCGUGUCCGUGAUCAGUGCAUCUACCAUUUACAAAAAGCAGUCGCACUAAAGUCAUCCUUUGUGUCUGCCAUGAGUGAUCUUGCUCUCCUUUAUGGAGAGAACAAAGAAAUCCAGGAGGCAGAGGACUUGUUUCAAAACACGUUCAAGGUGGCAAAAGAGAAAAAUGAGUCUUUACAAAUUCUCAAUAUUCACUAUGCAGAGUUUCAGCACUAUAGCAACAGAUGUGAGCCACUGGCUGUAAAGCACUACAUGGAAUGUUUAAAGCUUGGAUCUGAUACAUGUGAUGGGAGGAGAAGUGCAAAGAAACUACAGAAGAUUGCAGACAAACGCAUCUCCAGAAACCCAGAAGAUAAACUAGCCCUUGAGAUAUUUGAGUUCAUGCAUAAGGGAAGGCAGGAAAAACGCCAAACUACAGAGGGUUAUGAGAAAGAUGAUAAUGGAGACACUAAUGAGUUCCUCCGUAACCUCUGUGACAGCUUCACCCGUCUUUGA
Messenger RNA from Chanos chanos (milkfish), 1434 nucleotides. RefSeq names its product interferon-induced protein with tetratricopeptide repeats 5-like. Gene Ontology annotation, cellular component: cytosol. The record is from RefSeq and is a predicted model, not a curated record. Bases 1 to 1434 code for a protein of 477 amino acids. Gene Ontology annotation, molecular function: protein binding. NCBI's taxonomy places the organism in Eukaryota, Metazoa, Chordata, Actinopteri, Gonorynchiformes, Chanidae. Gene Ontology annotation, biological process: defense response to virus. The transcript has 2 exons.